AUGAUUUCUUUAUGUGAGAAUCAUCCAUUGAGAAUCGGUUGCUCAGUGAAUCUACACGAUGGAUGGUUCGAGAUAUAUCCUGAGAAUUAUCUCUGGGAGAAACGAAUGGGACAAACUGUGGAGAUUAGAAAUCUCGACGGGAAAGCUGUUUACAUUAAAGUGGACGUUGGUGAGCACACGGCUGUCGAGAUACCGAUAAGGGAAAGAGAAGGUCCAUGGUUUUGCACGAAUUGGUAUCACAAAGUGUACUAUCGAAAAUUUGUUCCUCCCGGCUACACAUUUCUGCAUCGACAGAACAUGAAAUGGUAUCUACCAUACUCGAAAAAAACGAAACAGAAAAUUUUCGUGACUGUCAUCAAAGCGGAUGAUGAUGGCACCUCAACCUCUCGAAUCGCCCGCAAGGAGCUCAUCCUCUCAAAUGUAGAUUUGGGGAAAAUGGGCGGUUUUGUCAUCCAAAUCGAUCACAAAGGACGAAUCGUUCCCGAGAUGGCGGGAAUG
Mesorhabditis belari is the source of this 498-nucleotide messenger RNA. The record is from the annotation of a GenBank genome assembly. Lineage: Eukaryota; Metazoa; Nematoda; Chromadorea; Rhabditida; Rhabditidae.